CUACAAGGAGCGCGAGCCCAAUAACUCCGCUCAAGAACCCUCGUUCUAACUUUCAUAUUCUUUCUUCUCUAGCGAAGCGCGAACCCGUUUGUUCACAAGAGUUGCUUUGAGAGCAGGAAUUUAAUCGAGCACUUGGCGUGCAAUAUCGCAUAUUUUUCGCUCUGAACAUGAAGAAGGCCAACAAAACGGCUCUCUUAACGUUUGCUGAGAGGUGUAAGAAUAUUCUUGCUUCCAACUGGAUUGGUAGUCUCAAUACUAUCAAAGCCGAUGCCAAAGGAAGCAAGGAGGACAUUCACACCUCAAAAGUUAUGUACGUGAUCAGGAAAGGAAGGCCAUACAUUUGGGUUCCUGAGAAGGAUUUGCACAAUGUGAAUACAAUCAUUGAUGAGCGAGGUUCAUUUUCUGUGGCCAGUCCUUUCCCAGGUCCUCUAGCUUACUUGUUCAGAUCCCUGGAAAAGUUGCCACCACGGGUUGCACUUACCGGGGACAUUACACGUCUUAAAAGCGAAAAGGCUCAGGAUGCUGUUGAAAGGCUUAGAGGGGCCAUACUGUCUGAACAGAAAGCCAUUGAAGACUUUGGAAGUACAGCCUCCAAUGUCUUGAACUCCUCCAGCCUUAAAUAUACAUCACGCAGCCAACACCUCAAGGAGUUCUUAGAAGGGAACGAAGAACACGUGGUCUAUAAGUUUGAUGUGAGAUCAAGUAUGUUUAUUGAUAGUAAAGGAGGUAUGCACGAGGUUGAUGCAGAGGACUUCGGCACCUCGAAAGCAGACUCAUUAGCGCCUUUCUCGGCAGCGCUUAUUGAUGGAAUAAACCAAAGCGACGCGAGACGUCGAGCCCUGAUGCUUUUCUGUCAUGUGUACUUCAAUGCAAAUGCAAAGGAUGCAUACAUAUUACGAGUGGAUCGCAAGGGAUUUGAUAUGCUGGGAAAAGUUCCAAGCCUCACUGUGGGGGAUGGAUUCGGCCAGUGUGAGUGGAAAGAUUUCAGAUUUACAUUGAAGAAUGAAGCGACGAACAUUGGAGAUUUUUGCCAACAAUUAAUGGAAAUGGAGGAGGAAGUUGUGAAGAGAAUUACCAAUUAUAGUGGUCUUGGGUAGCCUUCCAGCAAAUAAUUGCCAAGGACUGCCUUAAAUCUAGGCACAUUUUGUUGUAAUUCAUACGGUUAAGUCUGUUCUACUGCAGCAAUUUAGCGCAAUAAUUGAU
Messenger RNA from Cucurbita moschata (crookneck pumpkin), 1203 nucleotides. RefSeq lists its product as uncharacterized. The coding region runs from base 168 to 1097 and encodes 309 amino acids. The transcript has 9 exons. Lineage: Eukaryota; Viridiplantae; Streptophyta; Magnoliopsida; Cucurbitales; Cucurbitaceae. The record is from RefSeq and is a predicted model, not a curated record.